AUGAAGACGGUGCUGCUUCUAUUGACAACAGUAGCCCUAGCCAACGCCUAUUACAAAAAAAAGGCGUUAGGCGGAGGAUACGGACAAGGGGGUAGCUAUGGCGGCUUUGUAAGUUCUAAAGGCGGUGGCUAUGGCGGUGGAAGAGGAGGAUGGGGCAACGGCGGCUAUGGCGGUAACGGCGGCUAUGGCGGCGGAAAAGGGGGAUGGGGAAACGGCGGCUAUGGCGGUUACGGCGGCGGUAAUGGAGGAUGGGGUUAUGGUGGCUAUGGCGGUUACGGUGGCUAUGGUGGCGGAAAAGGAGGAUGGGGUAAUGGUGGUUAUGGUGGCGGCGGAAAUAGAGGCUUUGGUGUUUACGGUGGAUAUGGCGGAAAUGGAGGAUGGGGUAACGGAGGGUAUGGUGGCUAUGGCGGUGGAAAAGGAGGAUGGGGCAACGGUGGAUUUGGUGGUUAUGGCGGAAAGGGAGGAUAUGGCAAUGGCGGCUAUGGCGGAAAGGGAGGAUGGGGCAAUGGUGGCUAUGGUGGUUACGGUGGAUAUGGUGGUGGAAAGGGAGGAUUUGGCGGUUACGGUAGCUAUGGUGGAAAUGGAGGAUGGGGCAACGGCGGUUACGGUGGAUAUGGUGGCGGAAGGGGAAGUAUGGGUGGUUACGGCGGAUAUGGUGGCGGAAAAGGAGGAUGGGGGAAUGGUGGCUAUGGCGGCUACGGUGGCUAUGGCGGUGGAAAGGGAGGAUGGGGUAACGGCGGUUUUGGAGGAUACGGAGGUUACGGAGGCUAUGGUGGUGGAAAGGGAGGAUGGGGUAACGGCGGUUUUGGAGGAUACGGAGGUUACGGAGGAAAUGGUGGUGGAAAAGGAGGAUGGGGCAACGGUGGUUUUGGCGGCUACGGAGGCAAUGGCGGAUAUGGUGGCGGAAAGGGAGGAUGGGGCAACGGCGGCUAUGGCGGUUACGGCGGAGGAAAGGGCGGAAUGGGUUACGGUUAUGGCGGUUAUGGUGGCAAUGGAAAUAGUGGCUGGGGCAAUAAAGUUUUCGGUUCCAGGGUUUAUUAA
Messenger RNA from Mya arenaria, 1041 nucleotides. RefSeq lists its product as uncharacterized. Lineage: Eukaryota; Metazoa; Mollusca; Bivalvia; Myida; Myidae. The record is from RefSeq and is a predicted model, not a curated record. Bases 1 to 1041 code for a protein of 346 amino acids. The transcript has a single exon.